Molecule: messenger RNA, 477 nt
Organism: Macroventuria anomochaeta
Lineage: Eukaryota; Fungi; Ascomycota; Dothideomycetes; Pleosporales; Didymellaceae
Exons: 2
Coding region: 1-477 (158 amino acids)
Source: RefSeq, a predicted model, not a curated record
AUGAAAGGAGUCAACACCUGGUUCCCCAUCGAAAAACGCUCCUCUCCUUCCCCAGACCUCCACACACCCACCUGUCCCACAUCCAACAACACCACCUACAGUACUUCCGACGGCACAUUCUACCGCCUCUUCUGCAGCAUCCACAGCAUCUCCGCCAACCACCCUACCACGGACACAAUCCGCACAACCCAAGCCGCAAGCUAUGCAGAGUAUAUGGAAAAGUGCAGCGCCGAGCCAGGCUGUCUGAGUGUUGACUACGUCGCCCGCACUGGCACUGAUCAUACAUUGAACACCUGCACGCUGUUCCGGACUGGAGGUGGCGAUACACCGACGACGAGCUGCGGGACCAAGAUGGUGGAUAUGGCGUACGCAAUUGAUCCGCCUGAGGAAGAGGUGCCGGAUACGGCAGCGGUGGCAUGUUCGAAAGAGUGUCCGUAUGCUAAUGGACAGAUCGUGGGUCCUUCAUCGUACGGGUGA